UAAAGUACAAACAAAGAUGGCCGACAUUAGGCUUGAAGUCCCUGCCGAAAAUUCUGUUUUAGAAGUACUUUAUGAUGGCACUGAACUAUAUCAACAGCCUCCGACUAUGUCGGAGAAUCUCACUCAGCUGGCAAGAAAGAUAGACUUUGCAGCUCCCUUUCAGCAGCCUCAUUGGCCAUUAGAAGGUGUGAGGAACAAAAUAAGACAGGCACUGACAGAGAUGUCUGUCUUACAUGAUUUGUUAGUCAUUGUCAAGCAGAAGCCUGCCCUCUACAUGGUUUUAGAUCCAGUGCAUGCAGAAACUCCA
Messenger RNA from Penaeus monodon (black tiger shrimp), 307 nucleotides. It is a transcript of the gene MED17, whose product is annotated as mediator of RNA polymerase II transcription subunit 17-like. NCBI's taxonomy places the organism in Eukaryota, Metazoa, Arthropoda, Malacostraca, Decapoda, Penaeidae. Gene Ontology annotation, cellular component: mediator complex; core mediator complex. Gene Ontology annotation, biological process: regulation of transcription by RNA polymerase II. Gene Ontology annotation, molecular function: transcription coregulator activity. The record is from RefSeq and is a predicted model, not a curated record.